AUGUUUUCAACAAGGAGUGAAUAUGAUAGGGGAGUAAAUACCUUUUCUCCUGAAGGACGACUUUUUCAAGUUGAAUAUGCCUUAGGGGCGAUAAAACUUGGUAGUACGGCGGUAGGUAUUUGUGUGAACGAUGGAGUGAUAUUAGCAUCGGAGAGAAGAAUUUCUUCAACUCUUAUUGAGAAAGAUUCGGUUGAGAAAUUAUUAUCAAUUGAUGAUCAUAUUGGUUGUGCUAUGAGUGGUUUGAUGGCUGAUGCAAGAACAUUAAUUGAUUAUGCAAGAGUUGAGUGUAAUCAUUAUAAAUUUAUUUAUAAUGAGAAUAUAAAUAUAAAGUCAUGUGUAGAACUAAUAUCUGAAUUAGCUUUAGAUUUCUCUAAUUUGUCUGAUAGUAAAAGAAAAAAGAUUAUGAGCAGACCAUUCGGAGUUGCCUUAUUAAUUGGUGGUGUCGAUAAGAACGGUCCUUGCUUAUGGUAUACUGAACCUUCAGGAACGAAUACAAGAUUUUCAGCAGCUUCUAUAGGUUCAGCACAAGAAGGAGCAGAAUUAUUAUUACAAGAAAAUUAUAAAAAAGAUAUGACAUUUGAAGAAGCUGAAAUUUUAGCUCUUACGGUUCUAAGACAAGUUAUGGAAGAUAAACUUUCAACAUCAAAUGUUGAAAUAUGUGCUAUAAAAAAAUCAGAUCAAACUUUUUAUAAAUAUAAUACGGAUGAUAUAUCUAGAAUUAUUGACGUAUUACCAUCGCCCGUUUAUCCCACCAUAGACUUGGCAGCUUAG
Molecule: messenger RNA, 771 nt
Organism: Plasmodium reichenowi
Lineage: Eukaryota; Apicomplexa; Aconoidasida; Haemosporida; Plasmodiidae
Product: proteasome subunit alpha type-5, putative
Exons: 3
Coding region: 1-771 (256 amino acids)
Biological process (GO): proteasome-mediated ubiquitin-dependent protein catabolic process
Cellular component (GO): proteasome core complex, alpha-subunit complex; nucleus; proteasome core complex
Source: RefSeq, a predicted model, not a curated record